UGGAAUGGUUUCUAGUGCUUGGAAUCUCGGCAGCGGCAAUCCUGGUUCAUGGCCAGCCAGGACAUACAAUGACGCCGGCUAAAUCCAUUGUAGAUGGACAAUCCUUGAUCUCAUCAGGUGGGACUUUCGAACUAGGCUUCAUCAGCCCUGGCGACUCGAACAAUCGAUAUCUGGGUAUACGUUACAAGGGCACUCCAGUUAAAACAGUUGUGUGGGUUGCCAAUAGAAUCUCUCCCCUCAAUGGCUCCACGGGGGUUCUCAAUCUCACAGGUGAUGGAAAUCUGGUACUGCUAAACAGCACUGGAUAUAUUAUUUGGUCAACAGGCACAACAAAUGCAAUUAAUCCCGUUGCACAGCUCCAAGACUCGGGAAAUCUCGUCCUGAUUGAAAGAACUACGAAGAAAUUAUUGUGGCAGAGCUUUGAUCAUCCAGGUAACACACUUCUACCAGGUAUGAAGCUUGGGUGGGAUUUAAGAACCAAUCUUAACAGGUAUCUCACGUCAUGGAAGAGUUCCUCUGACCCUUCUCCUGGGGACUACUACUACAAGUUACAUACCGAUGCAGUACCAGAGCUUGUCUUGUGGAGAGGAUCUGUCCCAAUGUAUCGCACCGGACCCUGGAAUGGAGGUGGAUUUAAUGGCAUUCCAGAGACGAAAACAAAUAACAUGUUCAGGUUUAAUCUCACUUCCAAUAAGUAUGAGGCCACCUACACCUUCCAGGUACUGGACAAUAAUAUUAUAUGUCAUGUCUUGCUGAACGAGACUGGAGUGGUUCAGCGUUUGGUGCGGUCUAAACAAAACCUUGCAUGGGACCCUUACUGGUGGUUUCCAAAAGACCCGUGCGACACCUAUGCCAACUGUGGAGCUAAUGGCGUAUGCAAUACAAGCUACUCACCUUCCUGCGAUUGUUUGAGGGGAUUCAGUCCCAAGUCUCCUCAAAAUUGGAAAAUGAGAAUCAAUUUUGAUGGCUGUGUAAGGAGGACAGCUUUAAAUUGUUCAUCGGAUGGUUUCUUUGGGCUGCAACAAGUGAAGUUUCCCGAUACAUCAAAUGCCACCGUGCACGGCAACAAAAGUCUCAAAGAGUGUAAAGACUGGUGCCUGAAGAACUGCACUUGCAGCGCCUAUGCUAUCAUUGAAGGGAGCGGAUGUGUAACAUGGACCGGAGAUCUUGUAGAUAUUAGACUGUUCACUGAAGGAGAGGAGAAUCUAUACGUUCGGCUUGCAUCUUCUGAAUUAGGUCAGAUAAGGGAUAAUUAUGGUAAAAAGAAGCUUGUGAAUGUGAUAGUCGUAAUCAUUUCUUCACUGGCAGGGUUUCUUCUAUUUGUGUGCUUUAUUCAACUUCUGCGGCAGAAGAACAGAAAAGAAAAGCAAGAUAGGAAAAGAAGUGCACUUUUGAAUUGGCAAAAGCGCCUCGACGUCAUCAUAGGAAUUGCUCGAGGACUUCUUUACCUUCACCAAGACUCUAGGUUGAAAAUUAUUCACAGAGAUUUGAAGGCCAGCAAUAUUCUUCUUGAUAAGGAGCUCAACCCAAAAAUCUCAGACUUCGGCACUGCAAGAAUUUUUAAGGUUGACCAAACUGAAGCGAAUACAAUCAGAGUUGUCGGGACAUAUGGAUAUAUGUCACCGGAGUAUGCAAUGGAUGGUAUCUUUUCAGUGAAAUCAGAUGUGUUCAGCUUUGGUGUUCUAGUGUUAGAAAUCUUAAGUGGUAAGAAGAAUAGAAUGAUCAAUCAAGCAGAAGCUCGUGUAAACCUUUUAGGACAUGCAUGGAGACUAUGGACAGAAGAUAGAUGCUUGGAAAUACUUGAUGAAGCAGUGGGAUGCACAUAUCCAGAAUCUAAAAUAUUACGGUGUAUCCAAGUGGCUCUCUUGUGUGUGCAAGAAGGGAGUGAAGAUAGACCAACGAUGGCAGAGGUAGUGCUCAUGUUAAGCACCGAAAGUGGACUCCUACCUCAGCCUCAAAGGCCAGGUUUCUACACAGCAACACCUUUGAUGGAAAGAAAUUCGGCUUCCAGCAAUAAAAUUACGGUUACAAUUGAAGGUCGAUAGAAAUCUGUGACAUGAGUUUCCUUUAUUUUUUUUGGGGGGGACAGGGAAUUCGUGGACUUCAUUGUACAAAUAUAUUAGUCAGGCAGAGUUCAAACUAUCUUACUAUGAUUUUAAUUGUUCACUUUUUUGUGGGGGUAU
This is a messenger RNA of Elaeis guineensis (African oil palm), 2183 nucleotides long. NCBI's taxonomy places the organism in Eukaryota, Viridiplantae, Streptophyta, Magnoliopsida, Arecales, Arecaceae. The record is from RefSeq and is a predicted model, not a curated record.